Messenger RNA from Aspergillus alliaceus, 1932 nucleotides. Its product is annotated as sugar porter family MFS transporter. The record is from RefSeq and is a predicted model, not a curated record. Gene Ontology annotation, biological process: transmembrane transport. Gene Ontology annotation, cellular component: membrane. NCBI's taxonomy places the organism in Eukaryota, Fungi, Ascomycota, Eurotiomycetes, Eurotiales, Aspergillaceae. Bases 1 to 1872 code for a protein of 623 amino acids. Gene Ontology annotation, molecular function: myo-inositol:proton symporter activity. The transcript has 5 exons.
AUGAAGGAAGAAUACGGACUGGAUACCACCGCCGGACAGAAAGUAGAGGGCGUCGAUGACGUCUCUCCCACCAUCGAACAUUCGGAGGAGCCGCGACGCUCGAGUAUCUAUGACAUCGAGGGUCGUCCCGCCAACAAGCUCAGCACCGUUUUUAAGAACCCCCUGGAAGGAAUUCCCCGCCAACAGCUCCUAGAGGAUGUCGACAAAUUCUGUGUCCAGUAUGGCCUGGAGGAGCAUAAGGAGCUCUUCCGUAAAGGAGCUCUGAUCUCGCAGAAUCCCCAAGAUGUCCACAAUAUGCCGGAGUUGACCGAGGCUGAGAGAGAGGCGAUCCAGCGUGAAAAAACCCAUAAAUGGUCGCAGCCUUGGCAGCUCUACUUCAUGGCAUCUAUGUGUUCGUUGGCCGCGGCGGUUCAGGGUAUGGACGAAACAGUUAACAAUGGCGCCCAGGCCAUUUAUCUUAAGGAACUCAAUAUUACGAGCGAGUAUAUCACUGGUCUUGUUGUUGGCGCGCCUUACCUGGCUUGUGCGGUUAUCGGCUGCUGGCUCACGGAGCCCAUGAACAGGUACUUGGCCCGGCGCGGUACCAUUUUUGUGAGUUGCUUCAUUGCUGCCGUUGCCUCAGUCUGGGAAGGAGUAUGCAACUCCUGGGUCAAUCUGUUUAUCGCCCGUUUCGUCCUUGGCCUGGGCAUCGGCUCCAAAUCGUCCACGGUCCCCGUGUAUGCCGCAGAGUGUUCGCCCGCUCCGAUCCGAGGAGCCCUGGUUAUGAUGUGGCAGAUGUGGACUGCCUUCGGCAUCAUGCUGGGAAAUAUCAUGGGGGUUGCGUUCAUGGGUUUAUCGGAUGACCUCUCCUGGCGCCUGAUGUUGGGCUCAACGGUAGUCUUGCCUUUGGUUGUCUGUGCGCAAGUCUAUAUCUGCCCGGAAUCCCCUCGUUGGUUAAUUGAGCACAACAAGAUUGAGAAGGCCUUCCGAGCGUUUCGUAUCCUUCGCCCUACAGAUAUCCAGGCGUCACGUGACUUAUACUAUGCAUACGUCGGGGUUGAGCUAGAGAGAAAAGUGAACAAGGGGAAGAACUUCUUCACUAUGUUCUUGGAGCUUUUCACAGUCCCCCGUAAUGCUCGUGCAACGCUUGCUAGUUGGAUUGUCAUGUUUUUGCAACAGUUCUGUGGAGUGAAUGUAAUCGCUUAUUAUUCGACGACAAUAUUUACGCAAUCAGGAUACUCGAUUCAGGAGGCGCUCUUGGCAUCAAUGGGUACAGGUAUCCUGAACUGGGUCUUCGCGCUGCCAGCAUUCUUCACAAUUGAUACAUGGGGCCGGCGUAACCUCUUGCUCUUUACCUUCCCUUUCCUCGCCAUUUGUCUAUUUUGGUCCGGGUUCUCUUUCUGGAUCGAGGAAGGCAUCGAGCACAGCAAGAAACGGGUGGCCAUGGUGACAACGGGGAUGUACCUGUUCGAAGUGUUCUAUUCCCCGGGCGAAGGCCCCGUGCCCUUCACAUACUCUGCGGAAGCCUUCCCACUGCACGUGCGUGAAGUCGGUAUGUCCUGGGCUACUGCUACCACAUGGUGCUUCAACUUCAUUUUGUCAUUUACUUGGCCCUCUCUGCUGCGCGCCUUCAAGCCGCAAGGAGCGUUUGCCUGGUACGCUGCGUGGUGUCUGAUCGGGUGGGUCCUGGUCUUGCUGUUCGUGCCGGAGACGAAAUCUUUGACCCUGGAGGAAUUGGAUCAGGUAUUCUCAGUCUCGACCCGGAAACAUGCAAAGUACCAAAUCAAGAAUGCGGUCUGGCAUUUCCGUGUCUGGGUUUUGAGGCAAAAGCUCGAGCCUUUGCCCAAGUUUUAUGAGGGAGCGGAGCACCUUGCGGAAGUGGGAGAGAAGUAGAACUCCAAUCCGUAAAUAUACUCUAGGCCUGCGCGCAGAUAUUAGUAUCUACUUGUAGAG